This is a messenger RNA of Meloidogyne enterolobii, 1246 nucleotides long. Lineage: Eukaryota; Metazoa; Nematoda; Chromadorea; Rhabditida; Meloidogynidae. The record is from the annotation of a GenBank genome assembly.
AUGAUUCCUAUACCAUUCCUUCUCUCCAAAUCAACAAGAAUUAUUUAUUCAUUAAUUCCAUUACAUCAACCUGAUCAUCUUAGCCAACUUUUCCUUAAUUGGGUAUUUUCUUCACCUUCAGAACUUUUACAUCCUCCCAUUCAACAAAUUUCUGGAUAUUUUGGUUCAGAAAUUAGUUUAUAUUUUGCUUGGUUGGCACAUUAUACGAAAUGUUUGAUUGCUCCGGCAUUGAUAGGAACUCUAAUUUAUCUACAAACAUCCUCAACAACAACUAAAAAUUUUGAAUUUUCCGCCUUCAUAAUAUUCGCAAUUUUUAAUUGUUUAUGGGCUAUUGGAUUCCUCUACAGUUGGAAAAUUCAAAAACAAAACUUAAUUCAAAAUAAAAUGCCUCUAGACUGUCAAAAUAAUUUUAAAUUUCGACAAAAUUUACUAAAAAAUAUUUGCCGACCUUUGGAAAUUUUUUCUUUAAUUUCCUUAUUAAUAACACUAAUAAUUUUAUUGAGACUACAAGAUUGGUCUAGAGAAAAUUUUGGAAGUUCUAAUUGGAAAAGUUUAGCCCCAGUUGUUUUACAAGCUUUAAUUUGUAUGGGUGCCGAACAUGUUUAUAGACGUUGUGCUGAAACUGAAUGGAUUAUAGGGAAGAGGAAAAACGAUUUUUUGUUGGUCGCGAGAUUGGCUUUAUUCCAAUCUAUCAGUUCUUUUUGCCCUUUAUUCUAUAUAGCGUUUUGGCUUGGCGAUUGGAAACGAUUACAACAAAGUUUAGCUACUUUACUCGUUACACGCCAAUUUGUUCAAAAUUUUACUGAAAUUGGAAUUCCUCUAAUUUAUGGCGAAUUACGUUUAAUGCAAUAUGCCUUUAUUCGAAAUUUGGAGGCAAAGCGUAAAGUUAGUCAUUGGAGGGCACAUCAAGCAGCUAAUAAUUUUGACGAAGAAAAUCCUAGUGAAGAGGAACGUCAGGCAGCAUUAUCAGAAUAUGGACGGCCUUUGGAUGAUUAUUUGGAAAUGUUUAUUCAAUUAGGUUAUGUACUCCUUUUUUCACCCGCUUUUCCGCUCGCACCGCUCUGUGCCUUCCUCAACAAUUUAUUAGAAGCUAGAGUGGAUGCCUUCAAAUUAUGCGCACUCCAUCGGCGGCCUUGGCCAACAGAUGAUGUUGGGGGUUGGGAUGGAGUGAUAAAAAUCAUGUUAAUUGCAAGUGUUUGGGUUAACUUGGGACUUAUUUUGUUGCGAUGCUUAACUACCGGAUGAA